This is a messenger RNA of Nyctereutes procyonoides (raccoon dog), 3219 nucleotides long. It is a transcript of the gene HCN4, whose product is annotated as hyperpolarization activated cyclic nucleotide gated potassium channel 4. Gene Ontology annotation, molecular function: voltage-gated potassium channel activity. The coding region runs from base 1 to 3219 and encodes 1072 amino acids. Gene Ontology annotation, cellular component: membrane. Lineage: Eukaryota; Metazoa; Chordata; Mammalia; Carnivora; Canidae. The record is from RefSeq and is a predicted model, not a curated record. The transcript is spliced from 9 exons. Gene Ontology annotation, biological process: transmembrane transport; potassium ion transport.
AUGGACAAGCUGCCGCCGUCCAUGCGCAAGCGGCUCUACAGCCUCCCGCAGCAGGUGGGGGCCAAGGCGUGGAUCAUGGACGAGGAGGAGGACGCCGAGGAGGACGGCGCCGGGGGCCGCGGGGACCCCAGCCGCAGGAGCAUCCGGCUGCGGCCGCUGCCCUCGCCCUCGCCCUCGCCCUCGCCCUCGCCCUCGCCCUCGCCCUCGGCGGCGGACGGCGCGGGCAAGGCCAGCAGCAACGGCGACUGCAGGCGCUUCCGCGGGAGCCUGGCCUCGCUGGGCAGCCGGGGCGGCGGCGCGGGGGGCGCGGGGGCCGCGGGGGCCGCGGGGGGCGCGGGGGGCGCGGGGGGCGGCGGCCACGGGCACCCGCGCGGCUCCGCCGAGGAGCGGCGGCUCAUCUCCGAGGGCGACGCGUCCCCCGGCGAGGACAGGACGCCCCCGGGCCUGGCGGCCGAGCCCGAGCGCCCCGGCGCCCCCGCCCAGCCCGCGGCCCCGCCGCCGCCCCAGCCGCCGCCGCCGCCCGCUUCCUGCGAGCCGCGCUCGGCGGACUCGGCCAUCAAAGUGGAGGGAGGCGCGGCCGGCGACCAGAUCCUCCCGGAGGCCGAGGCGCGCCUGGGCCAGGCCGGCUUCAUGCAGCGCCAGUUCGGGGCGAUGCUCCAGCCCGGAGUCAACAAAUUCUCCCUGAGGAUGUUCGGCAGCCAGAAGGCGGUGGAGCGCGAGCAGGAGAGGGUGAAGUCGGCCGGCUUUUGGAUCAUCCACCCCUACAGCGACUUCAGAUUUUACUGGGACCUGACCAUGCUGCUGCUGAUGGUUGGAAACCUAAUCAUCAUUCCCGUGGGCAUCACCUUCUUCAAGGAUGAGAACACCACACCCUGGAUUGUCUUCAAUGUGGUGUCGGACACAUUCUUCCUCAUCGACUUGGUCCUCAACUUCCGCACAGGGAUUGUGGUGGAGGACAACACAGAGAUCAUCCUGGACCCGCAGCGGAUUAAGAUGAAGUACCUCAAGAGCUGGUUCGUGGUGGAUUUCAUCUCCUCUAUCCCUGUGGACUACAUUUUCCUCAUCGUGGAAACACGCAUUGACUCAGAAGUCUAUAAGACUGCCCGGGCCUUGCGCAUCGUCCGCUUCACCAAGAUCCUCAGCCUCCUGCGCCUCUUGCGUCUCUCUCGCCUCAUUCGAUAUAUUCACCAGUGGGAAGAGAUCUUCCACAUGACCUACGACCUGGCCAGCGCUGUGGUGCGCAUCGUGAACCUCAUCGGCAUGAUGCUCCUGCUCUGCCACUGGGACGGCUGCCUGCAGUUCCUGGUGCCCAUGCUGCAGGACUUCCCCGACGACUGCUGGGUGUCCAUCAACAACAUGGUGAACAACUCCUGGGGAAAGCAGUAUUCCUAUGCCCUCUUCAAGGCCAUGAGCCACAUGCUGUGCAUCGGGUAUGGACGGCAGGCCCCCGUGGGCAUGUCAGACGUCUGGCUCACCAUGCUCAGCAUGAUUGUGGGUGCCACCUGCUACGCCAUGUUCAUCGGCCACGCCACCGCCCUCAUCCAGUCCCUGGACUCGUCUCGGCGCCAGUACCAGGAGAAGUACAAGCAGGUGGAGCAGUACAUGUCCUUCCACAAGCUUCCGCCCGACACCCGGCAGCGCAUCCACGACUACUACGAGCACCGCUACCAGGGCAAGAUGUUCGACGAGGAGAGCAUCCUGGGCGAGCUGAGUGAGCCACUGAGGGAGGAGAUCAUCAACUUCAACUGCCGGAAGCUGGUGGCCUCCAUGCCGCUCUUCGCCAACGCGGACCCGAACUUCGUGACGUCCAUGCUGACCAAGCUGCGCUUCGAGGUCUUCCAGCCGGGGGAUUACAUCAUCCGAGAGGGCACCAUCGGCAAGAAGAUGUACUUCAUCCAGCACGGCGUGGUCAGCGUGCUCACCAAGGGCAACAAGGAGACCAAGCUGGCCGACGGCUCCUACUUCGGAGAGAUCUGCCUGCUGACCCGGGGUCGGCGCACGGCCAGCGUCCGGGCCGACACCUACUGCCGCCUGUACUCGCUGAGCGUGGACAACUUCAACGAGGUGCUGGAGGAGUACCCCAUGAUGCGGCGGGCCUUCGAGACGGUGGCGCUGGACCGCCUGGACCGCAUCGGCAAGAAGAACUCCAUCCUCCUGCACAAGGUGCAGCACGACCUCAACUCGGGCGUCUUCAACUACCAGGAGAACGAGAUCAUCCAGCAGAUCGUGCAGCACGACCGCGAGAUGGCCCACUGCGCGCACCGCGUGCAGGCCGCCGCCGCCGCCGCCGCCGCCGCGCCCCCCGCGCCCGUCAUCUGGACCCCGCUCAUCCAGGCGCCGCUGCAGGCGGCCGCGGCCACCACGUCGGUGGCCCUGGCGCUCACGCACCACCCGCGCCUGCCCGCCGCCGUGUUCCGCCCGCCCGCCGGCCCGCGCCACCCCAGGCGCCUGCAGUCCCUGCUCCCGUCCGCGCCCGGCGCCGCCGCCUCCGCCUCGCCCGCCAGCAGCCCGUCGCAGCUGGACACGCCGUCGUCGUCGUCCCUGCACCUCCCGCAGCUGGCCGGGCCCCCGCCGCCGCCCUCGCCCGGCUCCCCGGCGCGCACGCCCCCCGCCGCCCCGCCGCCGCCCGCCGCGCGCUCCCCCGCGGCCAGCCCGGGCCAGCCCCCCGGGGACCCCGCGCCCGGCGCCCCGGAGCCGCCCCCGCGGCCCCCCGAGCGGCCCGGGCCCCCGAGAACGCUCCCGAGCGCGCCGCCCCCGCGGGCGUCCGGCUCGCACGGCUCCCUGCUGCCGCCGCCCGCGCGCAGCCCCCCGGCCCCGCAGCCCCCGCAGCGCCGCGGCACCCCGCCCCUGACCCCGGGCCGCCUCACCCGGGACCUCAGGCUCUUCUCGGCCUCGCAGCCCGCCCUGCCGCACGCCGGGGCGCAGACUCUCCGCGGGGCGUCGCCGCACUCGUCGGGGGAGUCGGUGGCCGCCGUCCCGCCCGCGCCCCGGGCGGGGGGCGGCGGCGGCCUCGGCCCCGCGGGGAGGCCCUGCGGGGGCGCCGGCCAGCGCGUCACCCUGCCUCGGAAGACACCCUCAGGUUCCGCGCCGCCCCCCCUCUCCUCGCUGGGCGCAAGAGCCGCCCCCCCCGGGGGCCCCGCUCUGACUGCUGCGCCCCAGAGAGAACCCGGGGCCAGGCCUGAGCCCGCGCGCUGCUCCAAACUGCCGUCCAAUCUAUGA